AGCAGCUCGACGCGUCCCCUUCCGGGUCCGAGGUGCCGACUGCGCGAGAGAGAGAGAGAGAGAAGGGGAGGAAGAACCCGCAUGGACUCGACUUUCCUCACGUCUGUUUAGAAACCGGAGCAGCGGAGGGGCGCGUAGUAAGGGCGUGCGGUCAAACACCCUACGGUGGGCGAAGACGUAGCAGCAGGAAUGUCUGAAAGUAGUGUUGAAGGAGAUGCAGUAAAGGUUGAUGCAGAUGAAUCUCGGAAGCAUAAUGACGAUGCCUCUAAGGUUGAAAUGGCCCAAGAAUCCGUGAGAAGCUCAGCUGCAGAAAUUCCAGUGACGAGUAAUGGGGAGACUGACAACUUUGGUGAAGACCAUUUAUCUCUGGACCUGAACCGCCAUGUGCCUGGAGGAUUGAAUCUGUCUGAGACACACAUCACCUCUAGUAAUUAUGGUGCAACAACAGAGGGAAUAAUAGAAGCUGAGCCAUAUAAAGGCUCUUCAAGCCAGCCUUCAUCACCUGUUGUCUCUCCUAGCAGUGUGGCAGCCAGCAGGUUAGCCGGAGCAGGAAAUGAUUUUUUUGGUCCAAGAGGUAUGGUAAAAUUAGAUUCUCAAAGUGGGGCAGUGGUUGUUGCUGAUGAGUUGAAGAAUCCUGCCAUUGAGAAACUGGAGCUGGUACGAAAGUGGAGUAUUAACACUUACAAAUGUACAAGACAAAUUCUCUCAGAAAAACUGGGACGUGGUUCAAGAACAGUGGACUUGGAACUUGAAGCACAAAUAGAUAUUUUGAGAGAUAACAAAAGGAAGUAUGAACAUGUGGUGAAACUUGCACAAACCCUCUCUAACCAGCUCUACCAGAUGGUACAAACACAGAGACAGCUAGGUGAUGCUUUUGCUGACCUCAGUUUAAAAUCUCUAGAACUACACGAAGAGUUUGGCUAUAAUGCAGAAACACAAAAACUUCUCUCUAAAAAUGGAGAAACACUUUUGGGAGCUAUAAACUUUUUCAUUGCUAGUGUGAAAACUUUGGUAGACAAGACUAUUGAAGAUACAAUGGUCAAUAUUAAACAAUAUGAAGCUGCCAGAGUGGAAUAUGAUGCCUACCGGACAGAUUUAGAAGAGCUCAAUCUUGGACCUCGGGAUGCCACCACUCUCCCAAAGAUUGAACAAUCACAGCAGAUCUUCCAGGUGCACAGAGAAAAAUAUGAAAAAAUGCGAAAUGAUGUUUCUAUAAAGCUCAAAUUUUUGGAAGAAAAUAAGGUUAAAGUGCUGCACAAUCAGCUAAUUCUCUUCCAUAAUGCUAUAGCAGCAUAUUUUGCUGGCAAUCAGCAGCAGCUUGAACAGACACUCAAACAAUUCCAUAUCAAGUUGAAAACUCCUGGAGCAGAUGCUCCAUCUUGGUUAGAAGAACAGUGAUGCUGGGCACCUGCAUUUGGGAUAUCAGGGGUAGCAUUAACCACAUACAGUUUAUGUUGGGGUUUCCAAACCCCCCCUCCUUUUCAUUUGUAGGAUCACUCUCAUACAUAGUUUAAAAUGAGGACUUUUGGGAAAUUGGAAAUUGGCUUCUACACCCAGUACUCACACUGUAUUUUCUAUCUGGGUUAGUUUUUUUUUUUUUUUUUAAUUUGGUUUUUCCUAAAAUCAUGUCUUGGACUUAUUUUUAUAAUUCCAGACAAGUACGUAGCAAAAGGUAAUUUUGGAGCAAUACAAGUAGUUUUCUGUAAAUGGUUGCUGUAAUCAUGCACAUAUUAUCCAUACUGUUCUCUGCAUCAUAUCAUGUGCUACCCACCUCAAAACAAUUGUGUGUGUACCUUUUAAAGUCUUUUAACUAAUGAGGCUUUCAUCUGCACUUUCAUAUAAAUUUAACAAAAAAUGUAUUUUUGUGGGAUUUGUUAUUUUUGCAAGUACCAAAUUAAACUCAUUUCUUAGAAGAGUGUAUCUUGUAAGUAAUGACCAGCCUUAACAAAAGAAUCUGUGCCUUUCAUUUUAUUGUAUGUUUUUUUUGAACACACAUUUGUAAAUUUGUAUAAAUCUUUCAUUUCCAUAUAUUAAAAAAUUCCACAAAAAUGUGUACUUCCAGGUUGUAGACUGUAGGACCAGAUACUGAACUUCUUUGGUGGUUUGUGGACCAAGAAACCAGCAUUUAAUAUUAAGACCCAGUGUAUAGCUGUAAUUUUUCCCCUUCCUCAUGCAGGAAGUUCCAGCCUUUCAUAUUUGAAUUUGUAGUUCUAGAUUAAUUGGGGGAAAUUUUAUGGUAUACUUUACCAAAAAAAAAAAAAAAACAUUUUUUGUAUUAAAAAAUGGAAAGAUGUUUAUACCAAUGCUAUGAUGUUUGAGUAACUCAAAAUAUAUUACUGGGAGAUGUUAUUAGUAAAGUUACCUUGAUGUCCAUGUGAAAAGCAUACUAAAUAAAAGCUACAUAUAGAUUUUGCAAGUGAGAUAUUUUUCGCUAACCUAAAAUAUAUUAAAGGGUUUACUUUUCUUAAUCUAUAUUAAUCAAAAUGACUGAUUAUUUGACACUCCAUUGUUUGAGUAGCGUGCCUGUGUAAGGAUGAAAUGUAUAAAUUAAAGGUGUUAACAUAAAAAACUGUGAAAUGUGUGUUAAUAUCUUUAACUGCUUUUGUAUAUCAUGUGGAAACCAAAUGCUCAUUACAUGUUGUGUAAUGUAGACUGGCGUCCAAGUAGUACUUUCCAAUACUCCCUUUCUGUUAUGAAGCCGUAACACUAAACUGGCAAUAUAACUUUAAAAUGUUGUAUGAGCUUUAAGUUCACAUUGCUUUGUACAUAAGAUGUAUUGACAUAACAGAAAUUAACCCUUUUAUCUCUAUGUAAUAUAAUAGGAACCAUGAAAAACGUCCCUAGGUUUGCUGCAGUGUCUUCAGUUUUUUUUGUAUUGGUUUGGUAUAAUGCAAUAAAAACAGAUAUGCUAGUUUUCAUUAUA
Molecule: messenger RNA, 2923 nt
Organism: Polypterus senegalus (gray bichir)
Lineage: Eukaryota; Metazoa; Chordata; Cladistia; Polypteriformes; Polypteridae
Gene: arfip1
Product: ADP-ribosylation factor interacting protein 1 (arfaptin 1)
Exons: 10
Coding region: 190-1398 (402 amino acids)
Biological process (GO): regulation of Arp2/3 complex-mediated actin nucleation; intracellular protein transport
Cellular component (GO): trans-Golgi network membrane
Molecular function (GO): phospholipid binding; protein domain specific binding
Source: RefSeq, a predicted model, not a curated record